UCUGUCUUUUUCGCACAACAGCGAUCAAAGCAAUACUCGUUUUUUCGGUCGUUACCUCUUCGUACCCCUAAAUCUGCUUCGUUGUUUGUUGCUGUCAUCAAACACUUGUCAAUCGCUUUUGUCACAUCUCCUCCACCAAAAAUGAAGCCAAUACUCAUCACUCUGGCUUGUGCCAUGUAUGCCACGACGGCAAUGGCAUCGCCUGUUGCCUGUGCGAGUCCCCCGAACGUGGCUAUCGCGGCAUCAAACUCGACAAUCCCGCUGGUACCAGUAGCCCAAGCAUCUACACCUGCGAAACCUCUUCCACCAGUAGCCAAAGCAUCUACACCACCGAAACCGCUUGCUCCAGCUCCAGCACCAGCUCCAGCACCAGCAGACUUGAAGGCGCAGACAGUCAGCAAAGCUGUUGUUGACAUCGGGGGUUGUCCACAAGAUUGUUGGAACGAGGCAGCAGCUCUAGCCAAUUGCGACCCCAACGUCGACGACGAUUGUCUUUGCGGGCCAUUCUUCGAUGGUGUUACGAAUUGCGUUUCACAGACGUGUGAUAUAGCCGAUAACUUACAGGUGCUGGACAUGCUUGACACCGCCUGCGGGUUUUAG
Messenger RNA from Periconia digitata, 600 nucleotides. The record is from the annotation of a GenBank genome assembly. Lineage: Eukaryota; Fungi; Ascomycota; Dothideomycetes; Pleosporales; Periconiaceae.